Molecule: messenger RNA, 1413 nt
Organism: Penicilliopsis zonata CBS 506.65
Lineage: Eukaryota; Fungi; Ascomycota; Eurotiomycetes; Eurotiales; Aspergillaceae
Exons: 3
Coding region: 1-1413 (470 amino acids)
Biological process (GO): tetrahydrofolate interconversion; folic acid metabolic process; L-serine catabolic process
Cellular component (GO): cytoplasm
Molecular function (GO): zinc ion binding; serine binding; glycine hydroxymethyltransferase activity
Source: RefSeq, a predicted model, not a curated record
AUGGCCACUUACGCACUGUCAUCGUCCCACCGGGACCUCCUCGAGAAGUCUCUCGUUGAGACCGACCCUGAGGUCGCCGAGAUUAUGAAAAACGAAAUCCAGCGUCAGCGUGAAUCCGUUGUCCUGAUCGCUUCCGAGAACUUCACCUCUCAUGCCGUUUUCGACGCCCUUGGUUCUCCCAUGUGCAACAAGUACUCUGAGGGAUACCCUGGUGCUCGUUACUACGGUGGCAACCAGCACAUCGAUGCUAUUGAGCUCACCUGCCAGGCUCGUGCCCUGAAGGCUUUCAACCUCGACCCCGCCAAGUGGGGUGUCAAUGUCCAGUGCCUGAGUGGUAGCCCUGCCAACCUGCAGGUUUACCAGGCCUUGAUGCGCCCCCAUGACCGUCUCAUGGGUCUGGAUCUUCCUCACGGUGGCCAUCUGAGCCACGGCUACCAGACCCCCCAGAGAAAGAUCUCUGCUGUCUCCACUUACUUCGAGACCUUCCCCUACCGUGUCAACCUGGAGACUGGCAUCAUCGACUACGACACUCUUGAGGCCAAUGCUGAGCUCUACCGCCCCAAGUGCCUCGUUGCCGGUACCUCCGCGUACUGCCGUCUGAUCGACUACGCUCGCAUGCGUAAGAUCGCCGACAAGGUCGGUGCCUACCUCAUCGUCGACAUGGCCCACAUCUCCGGUCUGAUCGCUGCCGGUGUUAUUCCCUCUCCCUUCGAGUACGCUGAUGUGGUGACCACCACCACCCACAAGUCCCUGCGUGGACCCCGUGGUGCCAUGAUCUUCUUCCGCAAGGGUGUCCGCAGCACCGAUAAGUCUGGCAAGGAGAUCAUGUACGACCUUGAGGGUCCCAUCAACUUCUCGGUCUUCCCCGGUCACCAGGGUGGUCCCCACAACCACACUAUCACCGCUUUGGCUGUUGCCCUCAAGCAGGCUGCCACCCCCGAGUUCAGACAGUACCAGGAGCAGGUUCUCAAGAACGCCAAGGCUCUCGAGACCGAAUUCAAGCAGCUGGGCUACAAGCUUGUCUCUGACGGCACUGACAGCCACAUGGUGCUGUUGGAUCUCCGCCCUAAGAGCCUGGAUGGUGCUCGUGUUGAGGCCGUCCUGGAGCAGAUCAACAUUGCCUGCAACAAGAACUCGAUCCCUGGCGACAAGUCUGCCCUGACCCCCUGCGGUAUCCGUAUUGGUGCUCCCGCCAUGACUUCCCGUGGUAUGGGAGAGGAGGACUUCAAGCGCAUUGCUCAGUACAUUGACAAGUCCAUCACCAUCUGCAAGGAUGUUCAGAGCCAGCUGCCCAAGGAGGCCAACAAGCUCAAGGACUUCAAGGCCAAGGUUGCCUCUGAGUCCGUGCCUGAGAUUCUGGCUCUCCGCAAGGAGAUCGCCGGAUGGGCCAGCACCUUCCCUCUCCCAGUUUAG